CAACUAAAGUAGCGCCAACUACAAGUCAAAACCCACAUUCCAUUCCCAAACAGCAUUCAAACAAUUUGAGAAUGUUUGAGGAGCAAGUGAAUGAAUAUUUACCACCGUCGAAUACAAACACAUUUCGCAUACCCAAUGAUCCAGAGCUGCGUGUGCAAUGUGAUCUCUAUAGGCCCAGCAUUGCCACCAGGCGCUUGUAUAGCGAGCGCUACCGGGAGGUUUAUGCGGAGGCAUUUAUAGAGCAUGAGAAUUUGGGCACGUUGGCGGACUUGAGCGCUCGCGCUUUGGCGCAAAUGAGCAACAGAUUCAAAGCGCCGCCGGGCAUGGAGCAGCAGUUCAACGACGGCUUGGACAUAAAUCUGCCGCUGCAGGAUUGCUAUCAUGUGGAGGAUCUGAGCUACUGGCGACGUGUGGUGCUGGCCAAGACUACAGAUCAGUCGUUGCAGCUGAAGAAAGUGGAUGAGUACGACUGGCGCGGCAUGGGCAUAAGCUUAAAGUAUGUGCAGCUGGUGGAAGCUUGUCCAGCGGCGUAUUGGCCGGAACGCCAAAUGGCGCAUUUGGCUGAGCUGGUGCGUCCGUUUAUGCGCACAAUGCACAUAAGACAUCUGCAAUCGUUGACGCCGCUUGCCUUCUCGCAUUAUGUGGACAGCGAUGCGGAACUGGAUGCAAGUUCGGCUGAAUCGGAGCAGUCGGCAAUAUCCAGCGAUGAAAGCGAUACACAAGAGGAGCUUGAUGAAGAAGGAGAGGAGGAGGAAGGGGUGACGAGCUUAAGAGAUAACAAGUCCAUUAUUCGGCUAUCUGUAACUUCAGUGGUGUCCAACACAUACGUGGAGCAGCAGCAGCGUCGUGAGGCGCGUCAUGCACGCAAUAACGCACGGCAAUUGUUACGGCGUAUACAGGCGGAGCAGCAACUGGAUAGAGAAUUACGCAAACGCAGUCGCGCGCUGCUGCAGCAGAAGCCAGCGCCAGCGCCCAAAGUUAAGAAAAAGAAGGAAAAUAAGUCCAAAGGCAAAGGCAAGGGCAAGGACAAGCCGCCGCCCAUAGAAACUGUCUUUGAUCUGGAGGUCAAGCCUGAGCCAGUUAAUCUCAACGAAUUCAUUAAGGAUAAGCGCAACAGGAUUAAGUACUUGGAACGUCUCAAGCGCUAUGAUUAUCCAGCCAAGCAUUGUCAUCACAUUGAUCUGAGCUUUGUGCGUUAUUUUGUGGAGCUAAAGUCGCUGACUCUGGAGUUCUUGGGCCCCCACAUGGGCGCGCACUAUGAGCAGCGGCAUCUGAACUUUAGCUAUGAUGACAUGCGUCGUCUGGCCAAAGGACUGCGCUGCUUGCAACAGCUGAAGAUCUUUCGCUUGCGUCACAGUCGCAUGGACAGUUUCAAGCUUUUGAUAUUAGCCAGAGCUAUAAGCCAGCUGGACGGACUGGAGCUGGUGGAUUUCAGCUACGAUCAGCUGGCAGAUGAUUGUGACAUAGCUUUGAAAAUGUUAUUGGAGCGUGUGACGAUGUUCAAAGCCUUGGAGUUGGAGUACAAUAAACUGGACAGCAACUGCAUGGAGGCCCUAGGUUAUGCAUUGAAGCAACAUUAUCUAGCAGAACCAGCUGGCAAUGCCUUGGAGUAUUUGGGUCUAGCGCACAAUCCCAUAAGCAACGCUGGGCUCAUAGCGCUGGUGAAUAAUAUUGUGGGCACGCAUCAUGUGCAGGAAUUAAAUGUUGCUGGCAUCGAAACUCGUCCGCAGUCCACUGUCCAGCAAUUGAGUUUUCUAUUGCGCAAGCAUGAACCGCUGCGUGCACUGAAUAUAGUAGCCCUUGCCUUGAAUGAGAAACUAGGCCAUCAGCUGAUUUGUAGUCUGGAGACCAACUAUAAAGUUACGCAAUUCGAUUGUCGCGGCUGUGGGCUGAGCGUGGAGCAGGAGCUCGAGGCUGAGCUCAUAGUGCAGCGUAAUAACUACAAAGUAAAGUUUCCCUUUGUAGGUGCUACGACUGAAACUGAAGAGCAGAUCGAAGCACACUUGGCAGUGCUAAAGCAUCCGGGACUCGAGCGAGCCAAGAGCGAAGUGCAAAGCCAUUAUGAAUGCCUUAGAAACAGACCUGACAUAAGCUCCAGUGCGAGUAGCUUAAGCAUAAGGGAGCCAGAGCAGCAAGAUUCAGUUCUAACGGAUGAUAUUGACAUUUGGCAGCAGUUUCUUGAAAGAAAGUCGCAGCUUGCCACGCAAGCCAAAUCGGUGACAAGCUCUAACCUCACCGCUAAAAGCGAACGUUCCACAUUUCACUUUGAUGCCAACUCUUUUACUUUGGAGCAGCUGCGUCAGCAUAUGUUUGUGCCAGGCACAGUGAAUCGUCAUUACUAUUUUGAAGAGCAAAAGAAGCGGUUUCAAUUUUAAUUUUCAAUUAAAAUACAAUUUUAUUUUAUA
This is a messenger RNA of Drosophila busckii, 2405 nucleotides long. RefSeq lists its product as uncharacterized. NCBI's taxonomy places the organism in Eukaryota, Metazoa, Arthropoda, Insecta, Diptera, Drosophilidae. The transcript has 2 exons. Bases 72 to 2375 code for a protein of 767 amino acids. The record is from RefSeq and is a predicted model, not a curated record.